AUGGCAGACACAAAUAAAGAAAAGGAGAUGCAUGACGCCGUAGACGUUAAAGGCCCGGCAGAAGAACCCGCAAAAAUGCGAAAAACAAUCGGUCUAGUUAACAGCAUUACCAUUAUCAUUGGUUCCAUGAUUGGAUCCGGGAUUUUCGUCAGCCCGACUGGCAUCGCUGAGAACGUCCGCAGUUUUGGUGCAAGCAUUGUCAUCUGGAUUGGGUGCGGGUUGUUCUCAAUGCUUGGUGCUUACUGCUAUGCUGAACUGGGAACAAUGAUACAUCGUUCUGGCGGGGAUUACGCCUAUCACUUGGAAGCUUUUGGACCGUUUAUGGGCUUUUUGCGUCUGUGGAUUGAAGUGAUGGUUGCCCGACCAGCCACGAUGGCAGUCAUCGGCAUGACUUUUGCCAAAUACAUCCUUCAACCGGUGUUCCCGGAUUGCGAGCAAUCGGAAACUGUAUUACGACGCAUCGAGGAAUUGCGUGAUCCGUUCUACGGUUCAAACUGGAAUCCGGGCGAUAUCGCAAAAGCUUUCUAUUCUGGAUUGUUCGCCUAUGCUGGAUGGAACUAUCUGAACUGCAUGAUCGAGGAGAUGAGCAACCCACGUCGGGAUCUGCCUAUUGCAAUCAUUUUCUCCUGCCUCUGUGUGACCAUUGUUUACACGUUAGCCAAUGUGGCCUAUCUCACAGUGGUCUCGUUGAGUGAAAUGCUGACAACACCCGCUGUUGCUGUGACUUUCGCCAAUCGAAUCUACGGACCCAUGUGGUGGAUCAUGCCCCUGUUUGUUGCAUUUUCCACAUUCGGUGGAGUGAACGGUUCUAUGCUGACCGCUUCUCGUGUGUUCUUCGUGGCCAGCCGGGAGAACCAAAUGCCCCAGAUGGUCUCUUUCCUUCAUGUGGAUCGGCUCACUCCGAUUCCUGCUGUCAUUUUUACGUGUGUUGUUUCGCUGGCCUACCUGCUUGUCACGGACAUCUACGCAUUGAUUACCUACCUCGGAUUUGUUCAGUGGUUCGCGAUCGGGCUCACAGUCGCCAUUGUUCUUAUAUUCCGUGUCACUCGUCGCAACACUCCACGACCUGUCCGCGUUCUUGUACACUACACUGUACCUAUGCAUGUAUAG
This is a messenger RNA of Echinostoma caproni, 1110 nucleotides long. The record is from the annotation of a GenBank genome assembly. NCBI's taxonomy places the organism in Eukaryota, Metazoa, Platyhelminthes, Trematoda, Plagiorchiida, Echinostomatidae.